Messenger RNA from Thyridium curvatum, 1806 nucleotides. RefSeq lists its product as uncharacterized. Gene Ontology annotation, cellular component: membrane; fungal-type vacuole. The transcript is spliced from 3 exons. The record is from RefSeq and is a predicted model, not a curated record. Gene Ontology annotation, biological process: transmembrane transport; xanthine transport. Gene Ontology annotation, molecular function: xanthine transmembrane transporter activity. NCBI's taxonomy places the organism in Eukaryota, Fungi, Ascomycota, Sordariomycetes, Thyridiales, Thyridiaceae. The coding region runs from base 1 to 1806 and encodes 601 amino acids.
AUGGAUGAAGACCAGUCGCCCUCGCGCAUCGUCCCGGAGCCUCACCGGAGACGGCCGCUGAGCGACCGCGUCCGGGGCGCCAAGAAGGCCCUCUUCACCAGACAUGGCCUCCUCGGCAACUAUGACUACGCCUUCCUCUUCACCCCGACCCUGCCCUUCAUGAAGCGCCCCGUGCAGGCCGCGCCCUUCUUCGGCCUGCACGACAAGACCCCCCUCCUGCUGGCCGUCCUGCUGGGCUUCCAGCACGCCCUGGCCAUGCUCGCCGGCGUCAUCACGCCGCCCCUCAUCAUGGCCGGCUCCGGCGGCGCCAACCUGCCCCCCGAGCAGCAGCAGUACCUGGUCUCCACCGCCCUGAUCGUCGCCGGCAUCCUGUCCUCGGUCCAGAUCGCCCGCUUCCACAUCUACAAGACGCCCUACUACAUCGGCACCGGCCUCAUCUCCGUCGUCGGCAUCUCCUUCGCCAUCAUCCCCGUCGCCCAGGGCGCCUUCUCCCAGAUGUACGCCAACGGCUUCUGCCCCUCCGCCGCCGACGGCACCCCGCUGCCCUGCCCGGACGGCUACGGCGCCAUCCUCGGCACCGCCGCCGUCUGCGGCCUCGUCGAGGUCCUCAUCUCCUUCAUCCCGCCCAAGGUCAUGCUGCGCAUCUUUCCGCCCCUGGUCACGGGCCCGACCGUGCUCCUCAUCGGCGUCAACCUGAUCCGCUCCGCCUUCCAGAACUGGGCCGGCGGCUCGGGCCUGUGCGCCGGGUCGAACCCCCCCGCCUUCUUCGCCAAGUGCCCCAACAUCGCCGCGCCGCACGCCCUGCCCUGGGGGAGCGCCGAGUUUCUCGGCCUCGGCUUCUCCGUCUUCCUGACCAUCCUGCUCUGCGAGCGCUUCGGCGCGCCCAUCAUGAAGUCCACGGCCGUCAUGAUCGGCCUGCUGGUCGGCUGCAUCAUCGCCGCCGCCUGCGGCUACUUUGACCGGUCCGGCAUCGACUCGGCCCCCGUCGCCUCCUUCAUCUGGACGCACACCUUCCGGCUGCAGGUCUACGGCCCCCUCGUGCUGCCCAUCAUCGCCGUUUUUAUCAUCUGCGCCUGCGAGUCCAUCGGCGACAUCACGGCCACCUGCGACGUCAGCCGGCUCGAGGUCGACGGCGAGGUCUACGAGAGCCGCAUCCAGGGCGGCGUGCUGGCCGACGGCAUCAACGGCAUCCUCGCCGCCCUCAUGACCAUCACGCCCAUGACCACCUUUGCGCAGAACAACGGCGUCAUCUCGCUUACCCGGUGUGCGAACCGCAAGGCUGGGUUCUGGUGCUGCUUCUUCCUCGUCGUCAUGGGCAUCUUCGCCAAGUUCGCCGCCGCCCUCGUCGCCAUCCCCAGCGCCGUGCUCGGCGGCAUGACCUGCUUCCUCUUCAGCGCCGUCGUGGUCUCGGGCAUGGCCAUCAUCAACCGCGGCGUCGACUUCAACCGCCGCAACCGCUUCGUCCUGACCGCCGGCCUGGCCCUCGGCUACGGCGCCACCCUCGUGCCCACCUACUUCUCGCGCGUGUUUACGUACCAGGGCGACAACAAGUCGCUGCGCGGCUUCCUCGACGCCAUCGUGCUCAUCAUGGAGACGGGCUUCGCCGUCUGCGCCGCCGUGUGCAUGAUCCUGAACCUGACGCUGCCGCCCGAGGUCGAGGAGACGGUGGAGAAUGUCGCCGGCGGCGGCGGCGUUGCGUCACCCCACGGCGGCGGUGGCGACGUGCGCCGCCAGGCUGACGAGGAGCGUCUGGAUGAUAAGGAGAUGCCGAGGGUGGGCAGGCCGGCGGAGAGCUCGGAGUCUUAG